Messenger RNA from Ostrea edulis (European flat oyster), 1072 nucleotides. Its product is annotated as 6-phosphogluconolactonase-like. Gene Ontology annotation, biological process: pentose-phosphate shunt; carbohydrate metabolic process. The transcript is spliced from 5 exons. Lineage: Eukaryota; Metazoa; Mollusca; Bivalvia; Ostreida; Ostreidae. The coding region runs from base 73 to 678 and encodes 201 amino acids. Gene Ontology annotation, molecular function: 6-phosphogluconolactonase activity. The record is from RefSeq and is a predicted model, not a curated record.
AUCCUGAAUUAUUUCCUGCCACCAUUUGAUGCACUGUCUGACACUAAAGAUCAGCCAACAUUGUGAGGAAGCAUGGCAAAGUUUCUCUGUAAUGGUUUACCUGGCAGAGACACUGACUGGAGUAAAUGGCAGGUGUUCUUCUGUGAUGAGAGACAUGUUCCUUACACAGAUCCUGAAUGUACAUACACCAUUUACAAAUCAAAAUUAGUGGACAAUGGUGGACCAUUGCCUGAAAAGAAUAUAUUUCCUAUCAACCCUAACAUCUCGGUUGAAGAUGCCGCAAAAGCAUACAAGGAAAAGCUGACUGGAGUAUUUGGAGGAGGAGACAUUCCACGCUUCCACCUCCUCCUGCUGGGAAUGGGACCAGAUGGACAUACAUGUUCUUUGUUCCCAGAUCACCCUCUUCUACAGGUAACAGAUGAGGUCAUUGCUCCCAUCAGUGACUCCCCUAAACCUCCACCAAGCAGAGUUACCAUGACUUUUCCAAUGAUCAACAAUUGUGAAUGUGCUAUAUUUGCCUCAUGCGGAGGAGGGAAGGCUGACAUUGUAAAGAAAGUGUUAGAGGGUGAUGGGGGAGAUCCACUUCCUGCUGCCAGAGUCCGACCGACGAAUGGAGAACUGAUCUGGAUCCUAGACAAAGCUGCUGCAUCACAGCUCAAAACACAGUCUAAUAUCUGAAACUACAACUCUGAAACCAGAUCUUGUCAAUUUCAAGAAAGCACUAAGCCCCACAUGUUACUAUGAAUUUGAUAUAAACACUAUUUUUAAUGAACUGAAGGAUUUUUUAUUAUGUUUAUGUAUGUGCUUCCUAUUAUAGUGGUCAGAGCUACUAAGUAUACAAACAUAAUAUAUAUGUACAUGUAUAUACACACUCACCAUCAUUGCCAUAUAUCUCAGAACAUUAUUUCAGAAUUCUCCAACUAUAUAUACAUGUAUAUUUCAUUCUGUUGGUGAAGUUUACAUUGCUAAAGGUUUGAACUUCAGAUUUUGUUUUUAUGAGAUAAUACAUGUACAUUGUAUUCAAACAAUUUCUAUACCUGUAACUUUGACAUAAAAUAUUCAUCUAUAGUCA